AUGUUAGAUAGGUGGCAGGGACUUGUUCCCGAUGCUGAAGGCAGGUCUUUUCCAGUGAAGCCCAACCAAUACCUUGUAUUAGACGAUAAGCAAGAAGACUUCGAUUCUAAUGGCGUCACGUACAUCGGGAGACCUAGUGAAGAGUACGAUGAUGAAGUCGCCACAGAAGCAUACUUGGAAAGGUACACACAAGGCUUGGAACUUAUGAGUUCCCAGGGCCAUAUAGACAUCACGAACCUAGCAUACUGGAAAGCAUCAUCUCAGAAAGAUGGUAAUCCUGUUUCUCAAGCUUUAGACGACAAUCCAACCACUUUUUGGCAAAGCGAUGGGCUGCAACCCCACAAAAUCGAAAUUAGUUUUAGCAAGCGUGUCGACAUAGUACAGUUUGCACUUUUUUUAUCUUUGGUUGUGGAUGAGUCCUACACCCCACAGAUUAUAAAAAUUUAUGCAGGGCACAGCGCAUCUGAUGCCACGUUGUACAAGACAUUAGAAGUCCGUAAUGUCAACUGCUGGGUAGCUCUAACUUUUGAAGAUAAUAGGCCCGAAGACAACUUGCUCAAGUGCCAGUAUAUCCGAAUGAUUAUUCCAGUAAAUCAUGAAAAUGGAAAGGAUACCCACUUGCGAGGCGCUAGAAUAUACGCACUUUCAUUGAAGCCACCUGUCGAUAAUUCUGGUGUAUUGGAUAGCUUCCCAAUGGGUACGCUCCUAUCAGGCUUCAGUGUUCGCUAA
Molecule: messenger RNA, 729 nt
Organism: Lachancea thermotolerans CBS 6340
Lineage: Eukaryota; Fungi; Ascomycota; Saccharomycetes; Saccharomycetales; Saccharomycetaceae
Gene: DOC1
Product: anaphase promoting complex subunit DOC1
Exons: 1
Coding region: 1-729 (242 amino acids)
Biological process (GO): anaphase-promoting complex-dependent catabolic process; protein K11-linked ubiquitination
Cellular component (GO): anaphase-promoting complex
Source: RefSeq, a predicted model, not a curated record